AAAAUGAAAAAAGAAAAGAAAAGAAUUGUCAUUCGUGUAAAUUAUAAGGUGAGACUAAUUACUUAAAACAUGAUCUGCAUAUCAAUCAAAGUUUGGAGAAUCUUCAACCGUCGCCGUGGUUUCCUCAAGUCUGAAAUUUGUGGUGUUGGGUGCUUUUUAACUGCUGCAGGGCCUGUGAUUGUGGUUAUUGUUUGGUUAUUUCUACCCAUCACUGUGGUGUUUCUCAAGUCUGAAACUUGUGGUGCUGGGUUCUUUUUAACUGCUGCAGAGUCUGUGAUUGUGGUUAUUGUUAGGUUAUUUCUACCCGUCGCCGUGGUGUUUCUCAAGUUUGAUACUUGUGGUGCUGGGUACUUUUUAACUGCUGCAGGAUCUGUGAUUGUGGUUAUUGUUUGUUUUAAUUCUACCCACCUCUUUAACUCAAUCCAGGUGGAUAGAAUGUCUGAUGCUCACCAACUAACCUCUAGUGGUGAAAUUCGGAGGGCGCCCGAUCCUCCUAUACUGCGCCUCGUUCCGAAAGAGAAGGACCAGGACGAACUUCGCAGAUUUUCCUUUGCUGGUCAUUUACUAGCCGAUGAAGAUAAUGUUAAAAGUGGAGUCGUGUACAGCAUUUUGAAAAGCGCAUGGAGACCCAAGGGAGGACUGGAGGUUCAUGAGCAAUCCAAGAACACCUUUAUCUUCCUUCUUUCUGAUGAGACAGAGAAGGAUCGCAUAUUCCAGGAGUCUCCAUGGUUUGUGAAGGGGUCCCACAUCAUCCUUAAGGAAUGGCCUGAUUCACAGAGAUUUGAUGAAAUUGCCUUCUCACAUUCAGCCUUCUGGGUACAAGUUCAUGGAUUACCAAAAGGCUGUAUGACCCCAGACAAUAUUCAACUCAUUGGCUCCCUUUUCCCUCGGUUAAUUUCUUGGGACAAAUCUACUUUGGGGGGACUAGAGAGCUUCCUACGCCUAAGAGUUGAAAUAGAUGUGCAUCUUCCACUAUUAUCAGGUUUUCAAUUUCGAAUGCAGGGGGAUGAAAUCUGCUCAGCUGAAUUUAAAUAUGAAAAAUUGGUUGAUUUCUGUUAUAGAUGUGGCAUGCUUGGCCACACGCAAAAAUCUUGCAAUGACUUUAGAUGGAAAGAUGAAGAUGGAAACUAUAUCACACAACCAAGACCCCAAUAUGGCCCACAUAUGAGGGUUCAAGCUUAUUCUCCGAGGAAGCAUUUCGGGUCCAUUCGCGAGACAAAGCAAAAUCCGCAAUUAAACGUGGAACCACCGGCAAACAUGGCACAACUCCGGCAUGAUGCAAAACAGCCGGUCACAAACACACCAGUCAAUGCAGGACCGAAGUUGGUGCAUGACGUGGAAGAUAUGACACUGUUGGGUGGAGUACCUGCUGAGGUUGAGCGCGUGAACCAGCUUUCCUCAGAAUCGCCGCCCCACGCAUUUAUUGCCUGCAAGCCUUCUUGUAGUGACAUAAUUACUCAUCCAGCUGGAGGAUCACCAUCCUUGCUGCCAUCCACGUUCACCCCAGAGCAGAGAACUCCCCCAUUAAAUGCGAUUGUGACCGGAGAAGAUGCCUUCUUAUCUGUUCAGACCCUUGAAUGUUCAAGAACCUCGGACGAAUUCACUGGACACCAACAAACCUCCUACCCUAUCCAAAUUGACCCAGAGAAGUCUACUAUGGAUGUUGAAGUGGGCUUCAUUCUAUCCGAACAGGUAAAGGCCCAUUUAUCACUGGGAAGGUCGGUAAACCCCGGGAAAAAACGUAAAGUUGAGAUUGGGCCUUUUGAGCAGAUAUUUAAACGGGCCUACAUUAGAGAUGCUGAAGCCUCUGGACUCCUAUGCUCCCCUAUUCAAUUACAAGCAGCCCUCGCAAUGGAUAGAUCCGAGUUCCACAAACAAGAUCAGCAAGGUUUCUUCACAAAUGUAAAUGAGACUAUUACUGUGAAGAAAAUUCGUAGAAGAAUCCGUCAGCAAGCCCUCAAUCAUCAUGUGCGAUUUCAGCCAGAUACUAGAGUCUCCCGUCUCCAAGACUUUCAUCCAACACAGAUCCCCUUUAAUGAACCCCCAUUUAUUCCAGUACUUCCUUUAGUCAAUACAACUCCAGCCACCCUCACCAACAUGAACAUCCUUUCUUGGAAUUGUCAGGGCCUUGGGCAAGCCCUAACAAGAAGAGUGCUGAAAGACCUUAUCUUUAAACAUCGCCCUUGCUUAGUUUUUCUGAUGGAGACUAAAAAGACCAUGAGGUAUCUGGAGGGAUUACGAAGGAGACUCUCUUUUGCUAACGGAGUGUAUGUUGAACCACAAGGCUAUUCAGGGGGUCUAGCUUUGUGGUGGACAGACGAAGUUCAUAUUUCAAUCUUUUCAUCGGACAAAAAUAUGUUCGACGGAAGCUUGUCUGAUGCGGAAUAUAAUGUCACUUGGCAUUUUUCAUUUAUAUAUGGGGAACCUAACAUCCAGAUGCGAAGAGAUAUGUGGAGUAGAGUGAUUGAGUUGAAGCGUGCUGCAGUGAUUCCUUGGCUGUUAAUGGGGGAUCUCAAUUUGGUUGGAGACAGCUUUGAUAAAAAAGGGAAAUCGCCUUCAAAGGUGCGAGAUACACAUGCCAUCCCUACAAUCCCUAGGAGACAAUUUCGCUAUGAGCUUAAAUGGCAGCAACACAGGGACUAUGAAGGAGUGAUAGCUCAAGGUUGGGCAACAGAACGAUCUGGCUCUCCUUUGUAUUGCAUGUCCUCCAAACUUGCUCAUUGUAGAAAACAUCUGAUGCACUGGUGGAAACACACAGGAAGAAAUUCUCGGCUUGAGGUGGAGCGAUUACAGAAGGAACUUGAUCAGUUACAAUUAGAAGAACAAUCAGAAGCAAACUUAUCCCGACAAAGGCUGUUGAUUGAUGAAAUUAAUUCCCUGUGGCUACAGGAAGAAACACAUUGGUUCCAGAGAGCCCGCACCAAUUGGAUACUCCUUGGCGAUAGAAACUCCAAGUACUUUCAUGCCAUGGCCUCUCGCAGAAGACAGAACAAUUACAUUUUCCAGCUACAGAAUGAACAAGGCACACUUUUGGAGGGGACUGACUCUCUUUUGGAUCAUGCUUAUACCCAUUUUCAACAGGCCUAUGAUUCCCUAGAAACUUGCUCUUUUAAUCAGAUUGAGGGACUUAUAAGACCGUUGGUGACUACAGAAAUGAAUGAAGACCUAUGCCGGGCUGCUUCGGAGGAAGAAAUAAGAGCCACAGUAUUCCAAAUGGGCGCACUAAAAGCCCCUGGAGUUGAUGGUUUUCCAAGGUGCUUCUACCAACAGCAUUGGGAUCUGGUUGGCAAUGAUGUUUGUAGGGCUGUACAACAUUUCUUUACAAAUGGUUUCAUGCUUAGGGAGAUGAACAAGACAAAAAUAGUUCUUAUCCCUAAAGUCAAAAAUCCUAAGUCUGCAUUUGUUCUUGGAAGGACCAUACAAGAUAACAUUAUAAUUGCACAUGAAGCUUUCCACGGCUUACACCUAAAAAAGUCAGGUAAGCAUGGUAUUAUUGCUUUGAAACUAGACAUUCGGAAAGCUUAUGAUAAUGUUAAUUGGAGUUGCUUGGAAUAUAUUAUGAGGGCACAUGGGUUUUGCGAUAAAUGGAUCCAUAUGGUGAUGCAAUGUGUUUCAACUGUGUCAUAUACAGUGGGAAUCAAUGGCAACCAAACUCCUUUUUUCAGCCCUCGACGAGGACUUCGCCAAGGAGACCCAUUAUCCCCAUAUCUUUAUCUCUUCAUAGCGGACAUUUUAUCUCGGCUACUAACGGCAGCCACUUCAGCAAAGCAACUUACUGGCUAUAAGAUCAGAAGACGAAGCCCGGUUAUCAGCCACCUUCUCUUUGCAGAUGACUCCUUAAUCUUUUGUCGGGCUACAAUCGAGGAGAUAUGCCAAUUGCAAUCUAUUCUGCAAGUCUAUGGAGAUGUUUCAGGCCAGAAAGUCAAUUUCUCUAAAUCUACUGCCAUGUUCAGUUCAAACACUCCAAUGGAGGUACGAAACUUAAUCUGUAAUAAACUUGACAUACGAGUCGAGUCGACUUUCUCAAAAUAUCUCGGUGUUCCAAUCUCAUGGGGGAGGUCCAAAAGGGACUGCUUACAAUAUGUUGUCGAUAAAAUACAGCAAAAACUCACUUACUGGAAAAAGAGUUUGUUAUCACAAGCUGGUCAAGAAAUUUUAAUUAAAGCAGUAGCUAUGGCCAUCCCCACCUUCACCAUGUCUUGUUUUCUUUUCCCUGCAGGAGUCUGUCAGGAUAUCAACAGAAUCAUCAGGGAAUUUUGGUGGGGCCAACAAGCUCAGGAAAGGAAAAUAUGCUGGGUCAGCUGGAACCAACUAUCAAAAAGCAAGCAUGUGGGAGGUAUGGGCUUUAAAGAUCUCUACUGUUUUAACCUAGCAAUGCUAGCUCGACAGGCUUGGAGACUAUUGCAAAAUCCUAAUGCCUUAUGGGUCCGUGUCUUAAAAAGUCUAUACUUCUCAGAUUCCUCCUUUUUGUCUGCUAGAAAAGGAAGUCAUCCCUCUUGGAUUUGGUUAAGCAUUUUAAGAGGAAGGGAGAUCAUUCAAAUCGGAACGAGAUGGAAUGUCGGGAACGGUCAAAACAUUCUGAUUUUUGAAGACAAAUGGGUUCCCACUCUACCAGGAUUUAAGGUGACUUCUCCUGAAACUCAAUCUUUGUUUUCUUAUGUUUGUGAACUACUUGAUGAGGGAGGAGAAUGGGAUAUUACAAAAUUAAAUGCUAGCUUCAGCAACCAAGAAUGCAGAGAAAUUCUCAAAAUCCCGACUGGGGCAUGUCCUGACUCUCUUAUCUGGCAUUAUGAUAAAGUUGGGAAAUUUUCAGUCAAAAGUGCCUAUUUCCUUGCUUAUAAUAUGGCCCGUGAACCAAGUAUACAUGAGACCAAUAGGGACAUGACCAUCGGAGAAUGGAAACAAUUAUGGCGAUUGAAAAUUCCCCCAAAGGUUCGUGUGUUUUUGUGGAGAGCUAUACUAAAUUCUCUGCCCUCUUUAGAUAAUUUGGUAAAAAGAGGAGUUUUACAAGAGAUGACAUGCCCUAAUUGUCAGGGGGCGGAUGAGACCUUAAUGCAUCUCUUAUUUUUUUGCCCUCAAGUAGAACCAAUUUGGUUUGGUUCAACCUUGGGUCUUAACCCUAGGCAAUUGGGGGUGUUUUGCUUUAGAGAAUGGUGGAGAUAUAUUAAUGAUGUUGCAAAGCAAAUGGGUUUACCAUCUCUGGUUGAACAAUGUGCAAUAAUCUGUUGGCACAUAUGGAAGGCAAGAAAUGAGAAACACUUUGAACAGGUUAAUUUUAAUCCUCACCAAAUUCUUGCUCGUAUCUCUGCUAUGAUCCAAGACUACUCCUCUAGCAUGUCUAAAAACUUAUUGCUAACCCCUUCCAAGGCAAGAGAUAAUGGGAAACAACAGCAAUCCUCCUGGGUUAGACCUCCAAUGGGCUUCCUCAAAGUCAAUGUGGAUGCCUCUUUCUCUUCCCAAACGGGUUGGGCCGCACUAGCCAUGGUUGGUCGCGACUUUAAAGGUGAAAUUCGUUUUGGAGAAUUCUGGCUCUCUAUGGCACUAUCACCGCUUAUGGCAGAGGCGGUUGCUUUGUGCAAAGCUGCUAAAUAUAUGGAAAACAGGGGCGCCCAAAAUGUCCUGUUUGAAUCAGAUAACCAAGCUUUAAUUACAUUCCUAUUGCAACCUGCCAAACCAAUCCCAUGGGAGAUUAAGUCAAUCAUCCUGUCCCUUAGAGAAAUCUCUCAUCGACACCCGAAUUUCAUGUUUUCCUUUAUUCCACGAAAGGAUAACAAGGUUGCAGAUUGGGUGGCUAAACAGUCACUUAAAGGGCAAUGCCCCUUUUUUUGGGCACAUAGACCUCCUAAUGUUCUGUUCUCCUUACUUGUACAGGAUGGUCUUUGUACAUAAUGUACAUUAUUAUGAAAUACUAUAUAAAUUUCCUUUUCCUCA
This is a messenger RNA of Rubroshorea leprosula, 5931 nucleotides long. NCBI's taxonomy places the organism in Eukaryota, Viridiplantae, Streptophyta, Magnoliopsida, Malvales, Dipterocarpaceae. The record is from the annotation of a GenBank genome assembly.